UCUUAUUUUCAUUAGAAUGGAAACCCUCAAAAUCCAUACUGCCACGGAAUCGAUGGUGUAAUGGAGGCAUAUUACAGGAGUCUAAAAUCUGUACAGCUUUAUGGACCAACAAACUUUGCCCCUGUAAUUAAUCAUGUAGCCAGAUACGCUGCUUCAGUAAAAGAUGGCUCCCAGUAUUUUGUUCUUCUCAUUAUUACAGAUGGGGUUAUUUCCGAUAUGGCUCAGACAAAAGAAUCCAUAGUGAAUGCUUCAAAGCUUCCAAUGUCAAUAAUUAUAGUGGGGGUAGGACCAGCAGAGUUUGAUGCUAUGGAAGAACUGGAUGGUGAUGUAGUGAGGAUUUCUUCAAGAGGAAAGUUUGCAGAAAGAGACAUUGUGCAGUUUGUGCCAUUCCGAGAUUACAUUGACAGAAGUGGAAACCACGUGUUAAGCAUGGCAAGGCUUGCUAAAGAUGUUUUAGCUGAGAUCCCAGAGCAGUUUCUAUCCUACAUGAGAGUCAGAGGAAUAAAGCCAUCACCUGCACCACCACCCUAUACACCCCCGAUUCAUGUGUUGCAGACUCAGAUAUGACUGCUCCAAAGUGCUUAGCAUUUAUCACCAGUCAAGAGUCUCUGGAUGCAGCAGUAGCUUCUGAUAACUUUUUGGAGCUAGAAAAAUUCUCUUCACAUACCAAAAUUUGCCUAUGGUUGCAUGAGCAACUGGAAAGCUUUUCAAUGCUAGGAGCAAAAUGUUGUUGUUCUCUCUGAGUCUUUUUUUUUUUUUUUUUUUGGACAAAAAACCCUACUUUUUUGAUGUAAUUAUUGGAGGGGAAAGCACAAGUCAGGAUUUCAACUCAGAAGAUACUGUCCUCCCUGAAUACUGUGUGUAUAUAAAUGUAUAGGAAUGCUAUUACUCUGUAUCAAUGUUUACAUGUUACUAUUUUUAAAUUUCAGUACUUUUAUAACUAUUCUUAAGAAUAAAAGUUUGGAAUAUUGACUCACAUCUUCUAGCUUGCAAUAGUUUGUCACAAGAUAACAAGAGAAGCAAUAUCUCUUUGAAUGUUUGUCCAGACAAAUACAAAUGAAAGCUAAGGACAAAUAUAUAUAUAUUUUCCAAUACCUGAACUGCUUCAAUCAGUGCUCAGUAAUCCAUUUAUCUCACAGUUUGAGAAUAAACUCCUAAAAUGUGAAUAACAUAAUUGCAU
Messenger RNA from Pelecanus crispus (Dalmatian pelican), 1180 nucleotides. NCBI's taxonomy places the organism in Eukaryota, Metazoa, Chordata, Aves, Pelecaniformes, Pelecanidae. The record is from RefSeq and is a predicted model, not a curated record.